GUGUACCCCUUCACAAAACCCAAACACACAUUUCCAUUUCCUCCAGACACAUUCUCGCUCUCUCUCUCACAUCAGAACCCAGAAAUGAGAGGAGUUUCUUUCCUCUCCACUGUUCCUUCCUUCACCAACACAAACAAUCUUCAACAUCUCACACUCUCUUCUUCUCAUCGCUCUGGUCUCAUCAUUCGAUGUUGCAAGAUCGAUCCCCAAGUUUCCGGCGAAUGUUUAGCUUUCCACCGCCGGGAUGUUUUAAAACUCGCCGGCACCGCCAUUGGAAUGGAGUUAAUAGGUAAGGGCUUCAUUAACCAUGUGGGUGAUGCAAAAGCUGCUGAUUUGAAUCAGCGUAGACAAAGAUCCGACUUUCAAUCAAAGAUCAAGCUUAUGCUUUCGAAAGCGGUUAAGGCUAAACCGGAGCUUGUACCUUCCAUACUUACUCUAGCUCUUAAUGAUGCCAUGACUUAUGACAAGGCUACAAAAUCCGGGGGAGCCAAUGGAUCCAUACGGUUCAGCUCUGAGAUAAGCAGAGCAGAGAACGCAGGGCUUUCUGAUGGGUUGGCUCUCAUAGAAGAAGCAAAGAAGGAGAUUGACUCUUUCUCUAAGGGUGGACCUAUUUCAUAUGCAGAUCUCAUUCAAUUAGCAGGACAAGCAGCGGUCAAGUCUACUUUUUUAGCAUCGGCAAUACGCAAAUGCGGUGGAAAUGAAGAGAAAGGGAACUUACUCUACACUGCAUAUGGUUCAAGUGGUCAGUGGGCUUUGUUUGAUAGGCAAUUCGGAAGGAGUGAUGCAACAGAGGCAGAUCCAGAAGGGAGAAUUCCACUUUGGAGAAAAGCAACUGUGCAAGAGAUGAAAGAUAAGUUCAUUGCCAUCGGAUUAGGUCCUCGUCAGCUAGCUGUAAUGUCUGCAUUCUUGGGUCCUGAUCAAGCCGCAACAGAACAGCUCUUAGCUAGCGACCCACAAGUCGCUCCAUGGGUUCAGAAGUAUCAACGAAGCCGUGAAACUGUAUCUCAGACAGAUUACGAGGUUGAUUUGAUAACUGCUUUGACAAAGCUGAGUGGUCUAGGACAGCAAAUCAACUAUGAGGCAUACACAUAUCCUGUCGAGCGGAUCAAUCUAAGCAAACUCAAGCUAUAAGAACAUUGUACACUAUGUACACUAUGUAAAACUUGAGCAAACUAGAACUCAUUCUGCAAUUAUUUGCUGAGAUAAAUUAUAAAUCCAAGAUCUUUCGUGACA
Molecule: messenger RNA, 1233 nt
Organism: Eutrema salsugineum
Lineage: Eukaryota; Viridiplantae; Streptophyta; Magnoliopsida; Brassicales; Brassicaceae
Product: thylakoid lumenal 29 kDa protein, chloroplastic
Exons: 10
Coding region: 85-1131 (348 amino acids)
Biological process (GO): cellular response to oxidative stress; response to reactive oxygen species; hydrogen peroxide catabolic process
Cellular component (GO): chloroplast thylakoid membrane
Molecular function (GO): peroxidase activity; heme binding
Source: RefSeq, a predicted model, not a curated record